Cyphomyrmex costatus is the source of this 1290-nucleotide messenger RNA. It is a transcript of the gene scf, whose product is annotated as Calumenin B scf. NCBI's taxonomy places the organism in Eukaryota, Metazoa, Arthropoda, Insecta, Hymenoptera, Formicidae. The transcript has 4 exons. The record is from RefSeq and is a predicted model, not a curated record. The coding region runs from base 276 to 1256 and encodes 326 amino acids. Gene Ontology annotation, molecular function: calcium ion binding. Gene Ontology annotation, cellular component: endoplasmic reticulum.
UCGUCGCGGCGCGUCCUCCUAUAAAGAGCGCGACGAGGUGGGGGUGUAUAUUGCGUUACGAUCUUUCUUGCUGAUGUGGAAGUCGCGCGAGCCGUGCCAAGAGAGGUCUCGUUUCGAUUCUUGACUCGUCUAUACCGUUUCUUCAUUCCGACGUAAAAUAAGAGAGACGUCCCGUAAAUUCUCCGAGUCUCUCGGUCGACGAUCUCUCCCCUUUUCUCUCUCCAUUGUAUCUUUUCCUUUUUUUUUCCUUCGCCCCGGUGCACGAUCUCUGUGGAAUGCGAGCGCUCAUGUUCCUCCAAAUCCUAAUCAUUUUCUCCAUCCUAGCUACGGCGAUCCCGAAGCAGGUGAUCCCGGACGGCGAGCAUCGCAUUUUGAAUAAGGAUGCAGGCAGUAAAGAUCACUAUGUCCACUCCCAACACAACCCGGCCUAUGAUCAUGAAGCUUUCCUCGGAGAAGAAGCCAAAACUUUUGAUCAAUUGACUCCCGAGGAAAGUACCAGGCGAUUAGGGAUAAUUGUCGAUAAAAUAGAUAAGGAUAGCGACGGCUAUGUGACGCAAGAGGAACUUAAGGAUUGGAUAAUGUACACACAGCAACGUUACAUCAGGGAUGACGUGGAACGUCAGUGGGCAUCCCACAAUUCGAUAGGAAAGGAGAAAUUGACUUGGACAGAAUACAAAGACAUGGUUUAUGGCGAUAUGGAGGAAGAAGAGGCAGAAAAGCGGGAGAGUGACAAAACAGAUGAGUCGUUCUCGUAUGCUCAAAUGUACAAAAGAGACCGCAGAAGAUGGUCUACUGCGGAUCUGGAUGGCGAUGAUGCUCUGACCAAAGAGGAAUUUACUGCCUUCCUUCAUGCGGAAGAUGCAGAGCACAUGAAGGAUGUGAUAGUGCUGGAAACGAUGGAGGAUAUUGAUAAGGAUCAAGAUGGAAAGAUAUCCCUUGCAGAAUAUAUUGGCGAUAUGUACAGAGGCGAAGAAGGUGAAGACGAACCAGAAUGGGUAAAGAAUGAGAAAGAACAGUUUUCCUUGUAUAGAGACAAAGAUGGGGAUGGAUUCUUGAACGCUGAUGAGGUAAAAACGUGGAUUAUUCCUGCGGAAUUUGAUCACGCUGAGGCAGAAUCGAGACACUUGAUCUACGAAGCAGACACAGAUGCCGAUCACAAGCUGACGAAGAACGAAAUUUUGGAGAAAUACGACAUCUUUGUAGGAUCUCAGGCGACGGACUUUGGCGAGGCGUUAGCGAGGCAUGAUGAAUUUUAAUAAGAUGCAAUCGCAUAAGAAAAAAAACACUCAC